GAGACAGACUCGCGCUCGCUCGCGCUCGCUCGCGCUCCUGGGCUGGGUUGCGCUACAGUCAGACGUAGGAUACUUCCCACAACAAACACAGGCGGAUACGCACGCUGACAAGCCUCUUUGGAAAGACACGACAGAAAUACUUGUUUGGACCAAGCAUGGGGGCGGAAGACAAGACAAACACAUGUGGGACUAUCUGCCUGAAAUAUCUACUCUUCACAUUCAACUUUAUCUUUUGGUUGGCAGGGGGUGCUGUGGCUGCAGUGGGUGUGUGGACCUUGGUGGAUAAGAGCGAGUACAUCAGCCUGCUGGCCUCCAGUGCGUACUCUGCCUCUGCUUACGUCCUCAUCUUGGCAGGGGUUGUUGUCGUGGCAACAGGAAUACUUGGUUGUUGUGCCACCAUUAAGGAGCACAAGGGAUUCCUGAUAGUGUACUUCAUCCUGCUCCUGUUUAUUUUCCUGUUGGAGAUCACGGCUGGGGUGUUGGCGUAUGUCUACUACCAGGAGUGUUUCCCUCUCUGCUAUCAGCUGAGCGAUGAGCUGAGAGUGAACCUGAAGGAGACUAUGGUGAAUAAGUAUGAUCAGCCUGGUCAGGAGCAUGUCACUAAGGCAGUGGACAAACUACACCAGGAUCUGAAGUGCUGUGGCAGUAUCAACUACACUGAUUGGAGGGAUGGGGCAUGGAUCAAGGAUCGGGCUGGUGAUAGGGUGGUUCCUGACAGCUGUUGCAAGACCCCAUCAGAUCACUGUGGGCGUAGACACCACCCUUCCAACAUCUACAAUGUGGAGGGAGGCUGUAUUGGUAAGUUGGAAGAGUUCCUGCUGCAGCACCUGCAGAUUCUGGGAGGCGUUGGCAUCGGCCUUGCCUUCAUCCAGCUGGUGGGGAUGAUAUUCACCUGCUGUCUUUACCAAAGCCUGAAGGAGGACCCCUACUGACCCUUCCAGAAUGUGGACAACCCCCUUUUCUGGAGCAUUCUCUUUGUCUGAAUGUGUUGUGUACAUAACAAAAAGGAAGAUGAAGGAAAAGAUGGGCCAGCAUGAAUAAGCAAAUCCAAAUCCCCAAGCAGAAAGAGGAGAAGCCUUGGAGGAAAAUGAAACAUUGUUGCUGCUGGACGACUAAUCACGCUUUCUGUAACUUUAAAUAAAAAAUUCCCCUUUUGCUAUCAGACAUGUAAGGCUGCUUAACAGGAAUAAUUUCUAAAUAGGUAAUGAGAGACAGCAAUGGACUCUAUGCACGACUACAUUUUGGAUUUCCUUCCUAUUGGGCAGUCAACUUCCUGUUUAUACUGUACACAGUAGGCUAUGACAGAAAAUGACAGAUUACUAGCCUGUCAGUUUAUUUAUACAGUAGUAGGCUAUUUCUUAUUGAACAACAUACAGUAGCUUAAGUUAUCCAACCAGUUCAGUAACAUUAGUUGCUUGAUUAAGGUUAAGAUCAUUUUAAUCCCUUUUCAUGUUUGCUGGAGGGAGUGGCACACAACAUUUUCACAAAGUUGGUCUACAUUGCAAUGAGACGAGGUCCUGAAAACAAUAACUAUAGAAAAAAAGCCAUAUUUGCCAAUAUUUUAACGUAAA
This is a messenger RNA of Alosa sapidissima (American shad), 1571 nucleotides long. It is a transcript of the gene cd151, whose product is annotated as CD151 molecule. The transcript is spliced from 9 exons. The record is from RefSeq and is a predicted model, not a curated record. The coding region runs from base 156 to 932 and encodes 258 amino acids. Gene Ontology annotation, cellular component: membrane. Lineage: Eukaryota; Metazoa; Chordata; Actinopteri; Clupeiformes; Clupeidae.